Andrographis paniculata is the source of this 2345-nucleotide messenger RNA. Its product is annotated as growth-regulating factor 1-like. Gene Ontology annotation, cellular component: nucleus. The coding region runs from base 445 to 2115 and encodes 556 amino acids. Lineage: Eukaryota; Viridiplantae; Streptophyta; Magnoliopsida; Lamiales; Acanthaceae. The record is from RefSeq and is a predicted model, not a curated record. The transcript has 4 exons. Gene Ontology annotation, molecular function: ATP binding. Gene Ontology annotation, biological process: developmental process; regulation of DNA-templated transcription; DNA-templated transcription.
ACAGCCCUUUCAGACAGCAUACAUCCUUUCCACUGUUUCCCCAUCCCCUCUCUCUCUCUAUCCUUUCUCUCUCAUCCCAUCUCAUCUCGCUCCACAAUUAUUAGUAUUUCUAUUGUUUUUCAUUUGAGAAACAUCAUCAAACUUCACUAAAGAAGCAUCCCUCUGGUCUUUCCCCCUUCGCUUUCCACACUCUGCUCACCCUCAACUUAGCACACCACACAACUCAUAUAGAGAUAGAGAGAGAAAGAAACAAAAUGGGAGCAGUAGCAGUACUACCUGUGAUACUUUCUCUCUCUCCAACCAUCCAACUCCUCUUCUUCUUCCUCCUCCAAGCUGCUUCUUCUUCUGUCCCCAAAUGCUGCAGCAGCACUGCACCCCAUUUGUCUCACUAGUCACCUCUGCCCUUCUUCUCUCACUCCUGCUCUCUACUGCUCCUGCUCCUUUAUGGAUUUUGGGGCUGUUCCUUUUGAUUCUCUGCUCACUCCCAACACCAUCAACACUGCCCCUGCCAUAGACAUUAAUAAUAAUGGUAAACUCAGGUGGGGGGUGGGGGGUGGUGGAUCAGGAUCUGGAUCUGGUGGGUUCUUGAAGCUGGAGGGGGAGACCCCAAUAAAUGAAGAAGAAGAAGAGGAAGAAGAAGAGGAAGAAAAAGAUCAUCAGUUUAAAAUAGCCAAAACUUGCUCCAAUUCUUCAUCCUUUGGCACCAUUAGAGGUGCUGCUGCUCCUGCAAGAUUUAAUGUUAAUGGCAAUGGCAAUGGCACUGAUUCCUACCACUACAAUCACCAUAUGCUCAGCUUCUCCUCCCCCAACUCACAUACUCUCACAUUCCCCUACUACAGAAACAAUGGUAGGGAUGUUGCUGUUUCAGGGUAUGGCUCUACAGGGAAGAAUGGCGGAAAUAUGGUGUCAGUAUUCAGAGGGCCUUUCACUCCAUCGCAGUGGAUGGAGUUGGAGCAUCAAGCUUUGAUCUAUAAAUACAUCACUGCAAAUGUUCCCAUACCUAAUCAUCUCCUCAAUCCCAUCAGAAAAGCUUUCGAAUCGGCAGCUGCAGGUUUCCCUCCCUUUGCAGCUCUCAGAUCCAAUGCCUUGGGAUGGGGUGCUUUCCAUCUGGGAUUUGCCAGCACUGAUCCGGAGCCGGGGCGGUGCCGCCGGACGGACGGCAAGAAAUGGCGGUGCUCGAGGGAUGCGGUAGCCGAUCAGAAGUAUUGUGAGCGGCACAUGAACAGAGGCCGCCACCGUUCAAGAAAGCCUGUGGAAGGCCAACCUGGCCAUUCCGCCACCGGAAGCACCACCACCACCACAAACACUGCCACCGCCGCUAACACUAGCAAGCUGACUCCGAUGGCGGCAGCCGGUGGUGUGUCCAACAGUCUUGGCCGUAACCAUCAGCUCACUAACCUGCAGCCUGGGAUCAACAGGAGUCUUCCGAACGGCGGCGAAAACUCAGAUGGGGCGACGACUGCGUAUCAGCACGAGACAGUCCUGCUGAUGAUGUCUCCAAAAAGUGGCAGUCUUAUGAAGGAUAACAACAAUGCAUACCAAGAUUCAUUGCGGCCCGAAUUUGGAUUAGUUUGCUCGGAUUCGUUGCUCAACCCCUUGAAUAAGAGCUCAUCUCUGGUCCACAACGAUAACAAGAGCCACCAUAAUUCACUCCGGGAGUUCAUGAAUCCGCAACCCGACAGAACUCAGCUAUCGAUUUCCAUUCCCAUGGCGACGACCAACUACCUGUCGAAUGAAAAACUCACAGCCUCUCCACUCAGGCUAUCCCAUGAGCUCGAAAUGGGAUUAGGUGUGGGCUCGACAGUGGCUGCCAAUGGCCACCACCGGCAGUCAACUGAUUGGGUUCCGAUUUCUUGGGAGCCGUCAAUGGGAGGACCCCUUGGGGAGGCUCUACACACCACCACAGGCGAAUGUCGGAACACUAAGCCUCUCAACCUCAUCGAUGGCUGGGAUAAUAGUCCUCGGAUUGCCUCGCCAUCCCCGACUGGGGUCCUCCAGAGGGGCACAUUUGGCUCACUAUCCAACAGCAGCGCCGGCAGCAGCCCAAGCCGGCCGACACUCGAAGGGGCCAGUCUUUGCAAUGGCCUGCUGAAUCCAUACUUGCCUGCAAUCUAAAUCCCAGAAAACCAUAUCAUUAUGAUCAUCUAAAAAUCCAAUGCUAGCUGUAAUUUGUUAAUUUCUUUCAAACACUUUCUUUAUCACUGUGUCUGUCUGUCUAUUUGUCUCAUUGUUAGGAAGUUCAGUGUUGUUGGUUCAGUAGGUGAGAUUUCAGAAGACUCACAUUCAUGGCUAUCUCUAUCGAUCUAUCUAUAUAAAUAUAAUAUCUGAUCUGGUAUGAACUUGAA